Molecule: messenger RNA, 853 nt
Organism: Camellia sinensis
Lineage: Eukaryota; Viridiplantae; Streptophyta; Magnoliopsida; Ericales; Theaceae
Product: NEDD8-conjugating enzyme Ubc12
Source: RefSeq, a predicted model, not a curated record
CAGGGCGGCAGUGUAAUUUACCCAUGAAUUAUUUGAUGGAAUAGGGGACCACUUUCAUUGGAACUGGCAAAGUCAAAAAGUUCUGAUUACGGAGUAACACUUCUAUUUCCUCCUUCCUUCACGACUAGUCUCCCUUCCCCAGCAACCAUGAUUAGGCUCUUUAAAGUGAAAGAGAAGCAGAGAGAAAUUACUGAAAAUACCAAUGGAAGGGGGGCUGUCAAGAAGCAUACCGCUGGAGAAUUGCGUCUUCAUAAAGACAUCAGUGAGCUCAACCUUCCCGAAUCAUGUACCAUAUCGUUCCCCAAUGGCAAGGAUGAGUUGAUGAAUUUUGAGGUUUCCAUUCGACCUGAUGAAGGAUAUUAUUUAGGUGGCACAUUUUUUUUCUCAUUUGAAGUUUCUCCCAUCUAUCCACAUGAGGCACCAAAGGUCAAAUGCAAGACCAUGGUUUACCAUCCCAAUAUCGACUUAGAAGGGAAUGUUUGCCUCAACAUUUUACGAGAAGAUUGGAAACCCGUUCUUAACAUUAACACUAUUGUUUAUGGAUUGUAUCAUCUUUUCACGGAACCAAACCAUGAGGAUCCCCUGAAUCACGAUGCGGCCGCUGUGUUGAGGGAUAAUCCGAAAACAUUCCAAUCCAAUGUGAGAAAAGCUAUGACUGGUGGAUAUGUGGGGCAAACACACUUUGCACGAUGUAUGUAGCUUUUCUAGGUGACAUCUUUUAGCAAAUGCUUAAAGGUGGCUUUGCCUGUAAAUCUUAUAUACAAUUUACAAUUUGUCGUCUUGAAGAUCUUGAUAGCUUGUUUGGACUAAUGAAGUUGAAUUCAUCGUAUUUGAUUUGAUACAACAUUAUUAA